Fusarium sp. VM40 is the source of this 2580-nucleotide messenger RNA. Lineage: Eukaryota; Fungi; Ascomycota; Sordariomycetes; Hypocreales; Nectriaceae. The record is from the annotation of a GenBank genome assembly.
AUGGCUUCUCCAACAGCUUCAGAUAUGCCUUGGUUUCUCAAAUCAUCAUGCCCUGUUCUUUUCCCUUUCGAGGAAGUUGUGAGAAAACCCCAGGCCGAGUUUGAGGACUAUCUUCGUCAUGAGAUCGCUGGCCGCCAUCAUGAUACCUCAAAAGUCGAAGGUGGUGAUGCAGACCAGGCCAUGACCGAUGCUGAUAAGUCUGAGACCUUCACACUCGUCUCCGACUCGACCUCGGGUGAGAUCCGACAAGGACUAGAAGCUAUCGAUGUUUCCGACCAUACAACACAAGAGUCGAAAACAGAGGACGCCAAACCCGCCGAGUCACAUCCCUUCAUGGAAGGCCUGAUCAACUACGGAAAGGAGGAAUCAUCAAGAAAUCUAGAGAACAUGAUGUGUACAGAGAAUGGCGACCUGGCGUACCGAUCUAGCGAAGAUGCUCUCGUUGAUCUUUUCCAAGAACUCGAGGACGUCGUGUCUGGCCCUCGUCUGCUUGAACUUCUUUCCGCAGCUUGGAAAGAAAAUCCCAUCGCCACUCUCAGAAUCAUCUUCAAUGCCCGCUCUAUCCACCUUGGAAAGAGUUCGCGAACAACCUUCUACCGUUGUGCUGGCUGGCUAGCACAAUAUCACCCCUUGACCCUAGUUGCCAACCUUCCCUGGCUAACUCGUCCAAUCAUCGAAAAGAAGGUCGAAAAGAAGGAAGACGAAGACAUCGUGAUCGUCGACAACGGGAAUGAAGAUGAGUUUACCAAGUACAACGUGAAGAAUGGAGUUGCACAUGGAUACUGGAAGGACCUUCUGAAUCUUCUUGCUCUUGCAGCUAACGACAAGCUUACCGUUCUUGACAAUCCUAAGGAUGUGUUGAACAGUGAGAAUCCCGGGAUUAUCCGGGGUAAGAGCAUUCUGAAGCUAGGUGGUCGCGGAGGUCGCAGAUCCAGGGGUACCGCUCGUGCAAACGCUCGUGGCCAUGGCCGCGGUAUCGGACGUGGACGAGGCUCUCAUAUCGUGGAUACAAGAACCGAAAAGGAUAGCGACGAUGAAAACCCCGAAAAGAAGAUUCGGCUUGAUCCAAAGGAGUUCAGACGAGAGUCGAGAGCCAACCGACACGAGACUGCAGUGACCAUUUUCAAGAAUGACCCAGUAUAUCGUGCUUUGCACUUGAGCAUUGCCCGCUUGUUUGCGGAACAGUUGAAAAGAGAUGUCCAAGUUCUUCGAGGAGACGACAAACAAGCAAGGCGCUCAAUCUCACUAUGCGGCAAAUGGGCUCCCUCUCAUGAUCAUUUUCACGACAGACAUACAUUCAUCAUCAGUACUAUUGCAGAGAUCCUGUACCCAAGGGAAUCAAUCGACAACGAAAAGUUAAAACCAACCGAUGACCGAGAGACCUACCUGCGAUUUGCUCGUGAAGAGUACCGAAAGGAUACAUCUGCCCUCCGAAAACACCUUGAGAUUGUUGAAAGAGAAAUCACAGAUAAGAAGUACGAGAACAUCAAAUACGACCGAGUACCGUCUCUCGCCAUGAACCAGUAUUCCAAGUUGUUCAUCGAGAACGACAUCGACCGAUUUGGCGAGUACCUUGAUAGGGUUGCUGAAGGAAAGGCAAAUAUUUCUGGAGCCACUCUGUUGCCGUCCACCUUGAUUCAGAAAGUGCGAACUGGUGCGUCUGGGCAUGCGGCAGAUGGAAACCAGCUUCUCAAGCAGAAGAUUGCUGAAAUUGAGUCCAAGGUUGUCGAUGGCCAGUGGAAUACCCUUGUUCAGCGUAUCAAGGACUCUGGCACUAUGGACUCGAGCAUCGCGGUAUGUGAUGUGUCUGGGAGCAUGGGUUCCCCUGUGUUUUCAGAUAAAACUGCACCCAUUGACUCCGCGGUUGGUCUGUCUCUGCUGCUCGCCGAGGUAUCUAAACCACCUUUCGGCGGUACUUUUAUUACCUUCAGCGAGAAACCCGCUGUUGUAAAAAUUGACCUGUCGAAGACCUUGAAAGAAAAGGUUGAGGCCAUGGACAGCUCUGACUGGGGUAUGAGCACCAACUUCGUCUCUGUCUUCGAAGACUUGAUUCUCCCUAUGGCUAUCAAAAACAACCUGAAGCAAGAGGACAUGGUAAAACGUGUCUUUGUCUUCAGUGACAUGCAGUUCAACGAAGCAAGUGACCCGGAUCCGUGGUCUUCAGAUUCUUCCGCCGGUGGGACAAUACCGCAAUGGAACACAUCUUUCGAACGCGUCAAGUCUAGAUUCAAGCAAGCAGGAUACGAAAUUCCGGAAUUGGUCUUCUGGAACCUCGCAGGUGGGAGGGCAGGCUAUGUAGGUGGUGAUCGGGGUGAUGGAGAUCCAAUCGCGCCUAAGCCUGUGAAGUCUGAUGAGGAAGGAACAUGUCUCGUCAGUGGUUACUCCCAGGGUAUGCUCAAGGUAUUCCUCGAUGGGGGUUCCUUUGAAGGGGAGGAGGAUGAGGAGGAUGAGGUUGUUGUUGAGAAGGAUGAAGAGGGCAACGUCACAGAGAAGAAGAAGAAGGUGAAGAUGACGCCUCUUAAGAUUGUGCAGAAGGCGAUUAGCCACAAGGCAUAUGAAAUGUUGAGAGUGGUUGAUUAA